Molecule: messenger RNA, 3098 nt
Organism: Adelges cooleyi (spruce gall adelgid)
Lineage: Eukaryota; Metazoa; Arthropoda; Insecta; Hemiptera; Adelgidae
Product: proto-oncogene tyrosine-protein kinase receptor Ret
Exons: 15
Coding region: 749-2917 (722 amino acids)
Biological process (GO): protein phosphorylation; cell surface receptor protein tyrosine kinase signaling pathway; positive regulation of kinase activity
Cellular component (GO): axon; signaling receptor complex
Molecular function (GO): ATP binding; transmembrane receptor protein tyrosine kinase activity
Source: RefSeq, a predicted model, not a curated record
UACCGCGUAACAGCUAAGGUGUCCACAGUGCCACAUUAUGUCUUUUUCAUAAAAUUAUCUAUUACAUAUUAUCAUUUAUCAGAGUUGUGAAAAACAAAUUUGUAAAUACAUGUAAUUUUUCAUUUUUUAAUCAUUUAUUUCUUCGGUAUUUAUACAAAACACUUUUUUUUCUUAUUUAGAAACCUGUCUACAUUGUUUGUUUAAACCAGAUCGCAUUGUAUAGUAAUAUCCUGUAUCGUAAUAUAAUAUUCAAUUGUCGUUAUAACUGACCGUUUUUUAAGUACCUACCUAGUUGAUGGUUCUAUUCAAAAUUCAAUGGUUGAAGGUACUAGCUCAAGCGCUUCUAGCUGGUAGCUGUGUGGUAUCUUUCAUAUUAGGCUUUUAUCCUUGUAGUUUAUGAAUUCUGUCACUAUUGUCAUUUAGAUAUCAUUAAUAAUAAAAAUUACCUAAUCAUGUUUUUUAGUACUGCUUACUUAUGCGAUCUCGUGGUGUUAAUGUGUUAUCAUAACUAAUUUAAAAUAUCGCUUCUUGAGUUUUAAUUUAAUUUGUAAAAUGCAAAAAUAUAAGGAAAAAGUUUCAAAGAAAAAUUGAAAACUGAGCAUGACCGUUCGGGAAACUUAUAACUCAUAAACAUGUGGACUUUGUACAGCGCUCAGUUCGAGUAGAGUGGACCUGUUGACAACAUUUCAGUUGGUUAAACGACUCGGCACAAUAUAGUGCAUUAAGAAUUAUAUAUUCAUUGUUUCCAAUGACCAUGGUUUUCGUUCUCAAUUUACAUAUACUCAUUUGGAUUACUGUAUGCGGUACAAUAAUUUGUGGCGGCCACCUAAAAAGGAGUGUACCGUCCAAUUCUACGUCAUUUCAGAUUUACCCCAAUCAUACGUAUACCGUAUACAAAAGUUCUGGCAAGUACGCUCGAAUCGCCGAACCUUUAAAGGACAUCAAUUUGGCACAUAAUUUUAGAUUAUCAAAAAAUGUGUAUGCUAUGGUUUUUGGUAUAACCCCAAAAGGAGGAAUAAUAUAUGUACAAGAUAAGGACCGACUGAAAGAAAUAAACCAAACGGAAAUCACACUUAUUAUUUCCUAUGGUAACGGUCAUAGAGCUAAGGUGUUGUUGCAUUUAAUCGAUUCCCCUAAUGAACAAUGUUUGGAUACAUAUUCACACUGCUCCGACAUUAAAAUGGACACAGAGGCUAUUUGCACAUCGUCGUGCGGAUUAGGAUCCAUUUUCAAAUGUCAAUGGCGAGAAUCGCCAAAACCAGAUUUAUUUACUACGAAUUAUUCGACAUGUACGCCGGACAUAAACACCUGUCCAGACGGUAAUUGUGAUCAACUAGAGUCAAUAGAUUCGCUAAUAUGUCCUCAAGAUUGCACUGAAGAAGUAUUUGGUACGGGACAAGAAGGUAAUAAAGGAAUAGCAGCUGCAAAGGGAGUCUGUACAUGCGAUGAAAUUGGCAAGUGUACAUGUGAAACAAAACCCAAGGCAGUGAAAAAAAAAGAAAAGACAUUUCUAAAAGAAUACUCCUCAUUAUCACCAGUAAUAAACACAUGCGAUAAUAAAUGGUGCGAUAGCAGUGUCAUCAUUAGCGCGAUUAUUUUAAUUGCAUUUGUAACCAGUGGACUUCUUUUGUAUUGUUUUAGAUAUAAAAUUUCCCGUUGCAGCGUUUUUAAUACCAACAAGUUAAACAGAAAUACGAGAGCUUUGGAAGGAUUAUUACCAAAUCGAGGUCAUAGCGAUUAUCAACCUAAUUCGAUUAACAGAGAUACUUCAUUUAUAAACACUGAAUUUGACCCAAAAUGGGAAUUUCCAAGGAGUAGGCUUGUGGUAGAACAAAUAAUUGGCGAAGGUGAAUUCGGUAAAGUUCUAAGAGCCCAAGCCAUAGACAUAGCUGCGGCCAAAGGGAUGACGACGGUGGCAGUAAAGACUGUUAAAAGCGGAUCAGACAAAAUUGAAAAAGAUGAUUUGUUGUCUGAGUACAACUUGUUAAAAGAAGUAAACCAUCCAAACGUCGUGAAAUUACUAGGCGCUUGUACUACGCCCGACGGACCAUUUUACUUAAUAAUUGAAUAUGCUAAACAUGGUUCAUUAAGGGCAUACCUUCGAAAAAUCCGAAUCAUAGACAACAACAGUUCGGGCAGUAUUGUAUCAAAUCCAGAGGAAUUGCUGCGAAAUGAAAUGAGACCGUCUGUAACAUUACCACUCUACCCAAUUAAUCCUAGAGAUAUAUUGAAAUUUGCAUGGCAAAUUUCUAAAGGAAUGGCCUAUUUGACUGAAAUUAAACUGGUUCAUAGGGAUUUGGCUGCUAGAAACGUGCUAGUAGCUGAAGGAAAGGUGUGCAAGAUAUCAGAUUUUGGUUUAACUAGAGAUGUAUAUGAAGAUAACGCGUACUUAAAGAAAACUAAAGGAAGAGUUCCUGUAAAAUGGAUGGCGCCUGAAUCAUUAGCGGACCAUAUAUAUACUAGUAGAUCAGAUGUAUGGAGCUUUGGAAUAUUACUGUGGGAAUUAGUUACCUUAGGAUCAGUUCCCUAUCCAGGAAUAAUCGCUCAAGAUUUAUUUCAAUUGUUGAAAGAUGGAUAUAGAAUGGACAAGCCAAGCAAUUGUUCAGAUGAACUUUAUGAUAUUAUGUUGAAUUGUUGGGCAGAAGAUCAGAAUAGAAGACCUAGUUUUAAAUCCUUAACGUUAACUCUAGAAAAAAUGCUAGAAAAAGGAAAUGAUUACUUACAAUUAGACUUCAAAACAUUUGUCAGCAAUAUGUGUUACUUUAUGGAUGAUGAGGAGCCCCAAAACAAAAAUAAGGAAGACGAAGAAGAAGAACAAAAAUACGAAUCACCAAAACAAAUAACCGAAAUUGGAAUGUCAUAUAUAACAAUGAAAGAUUUUGUUUUUGAACCAGAACUUCAAACACAUAUUGCAUGAAGAAUUGUAUACGUGUGUGAUUGUUGCCAAAUAGACUCUUUCAAGCAUUUAUUAGAACCUAGUCAAACUUGCAUUAAUGUUUACAUUGACAUUACUGUAUUGAACACAAAUUAUUAUUAGUCAAAUCUUAUUUUCCUAUACUUUUUUUCCUCGAACAUUGUUUUUAAUCAUACAAUUUAAA